This is a messenger RNA of Nicrophorus vespilloides, 720 nucleotides long. RefSeq lists its product as uncharacterized. Bases 1 to 720 code for a protein of 239 amino acids. The transcript is spliced from 2 exons. The record is from RefSeq and is a predicted model, not a curated record. NCBI's taxonomy places the organism in Eukaryota, Metazoa, Arthropoda, Insecta, Coleoptera, Silphidae.
AUGUUUUCAAAAGCAAUUAUUGUUUUCGCCGCCUUAGUUUCGUGCCAAGGUGAUUAUCUUAGAAAUAAGGAAGCAGUAGGACAAUCUAUCGAUCUAUUCCGAGAAGCUUCAAACAAAGCAAUGAUCGAAGGUUCCCAAAAACUGAAUCAGUUGGUUGUUAAAAUCAACAUUUCUUCCACCGCAGUUGAAGAGAAAAAACUUAAAAAACUGGAUAAAUCUAUUAUUUUAGCUAUAAAGAAGAUUGAUAUUUUAGAAGAAGAUGCCAGCAAUGAGGGAAUUGAUAUUUCCGAAUGCGCUAAACAUGCAAGAGCAGAUCUUGCAACUUUAUUGGUUCAUCUUAACAAAGCAGUUAAGGAUUGCGGAUCUAAAGCACGCAAGGAAAGUAAUAAAAUGGUAAAUGAGAUUCUUGACUCUUCUGGAAGCGAAGCUUAUUACAAACGCGAAGGUUUCUCUAGUCAAAUGAGUGCUUGCAUGAAACAAGAAAACGAAUUGUGCUUGAAUAAUCUUUUGGCUGUAGUUAGUGAAAAUGUCAAAGAAUUUCCGAAAGAGCUUAAAAAACGCUUCAAUAUAACUGUAACUUCUUUGAAUGAUGUAGAAAAAGACAUGGAUAAAUGCGUUGACAACGUUGAUAAUGACGCAUCAAAAUUAAUAGAAAGUAUCGUAAUCAAAAUGUCUGAAUGCUUCAAAUCCAGAAAGGAAUGGUUAAAAAUAAAUCAUUAA